AUGGCAAACUCCUAUACACUCCUUGCUGAUUUGAAUGCCGGUCGUUGCUCGAACACGGCGGAGGUCUGGCUUCUGCGUUUUUGGAAGGCGUGGAACACCAGCAGAAACAGCGGACGGUCCGGCGAACUGAUGAGCCUUGACAUGCUCCUCAUUGAUGAGAAUGUAAGAAUCGAUUCUCUACAAUAUGUUCCUCUUAGGAGAGACGUGAACGUUUGUGUAAGUAUGUUUGACAGGUACUCCCAUUGGAUCAAUGUGGGAGUUGAAGCACAUAUACUUGAACAGGUUGCUGUCACAGAGGUACUUGGAGGUGGUCGCUUCUUUGUUCAGUCGGUCGGAGACCAGAAACUAGCUUUGAUUCAGAACCGUCUUGCAUCUAUGUUUGCUAAAGAGGGGUGA
Messenger RNA from Eruca vesicaria subsp. sativa (arugula), 396 nucleotides. The record is from the annotation of a GenBank genome assembly. NCBI's taxonomy places the organism in Eukaryota, Viridiplantae, Streptophyta, Magnoliopsida, Brassicales, Brassicaceae.